Molecule: messenger RNA, 6808 nt
Organism: Toxotes jaculatrix (banded archerfish)
Lineage: Eukaryota; Metazoa; Chordata; Actinopteri; Toxotidae
Product: caskin-2-like
Exons: 22
Coding region: 474-4952 (1492 amino acids)
Molecular function (GO): protein binding
Source: RefSeq, a predicted model, not a curated record
ACUGGCUCCUCCGUCUCGUGCGGUCUAACGCUCUUUCCUCAGAAACUCUAAUUUGUUUGUUACCACCUGCCGUGCACCGUCUACAACAGUGUAAUGGCAGGUUGGGCAGCUGCUGCCUCCAGGUUGACAGAGACAUCUGACUAUAAACAUACGCUCAGCCCUGCAGGCAACUAAGCUUCCACCAGCUCUGCUACAACUCCGAAUCCAAAACCACAGUUAUCAGAGAAAAUGGACCCAAACUCCGACAGAACGGGGAAGAAGCUCUUCCACCUGAGACUCCUUCUCCCUAGAUGCCACUAAACCCUCUAUUCACAACCUCAUCUCAUGCCUGGGAUUCAGCAGCUAACUGUUAACUUUCGGACAAAUGUUUGCUGAAGCCGUGCGCCUGAAGGAGCACUGAAAAGACAAAAAAGAAAAGUGACCUUAGCUGUCGACUGCAAGCAGUUUGCGUGUCUGUGGUUAGGUCUGUAAUCAUGGGGAAAGAACAGGAUCUGCUGGUGGCAGUGAAGAGUGGGGAUCUUCUGGUGGCCCACAAGCUUCUCUCCAAAGUCAAGUGCAACAAAACCAAGUUGCUGGGCUCCACAAAAAGGCUCAACAUCAACUACCAAGAUGCAGACGGCUUCUCAGCACUUCACCAUGCCGCUCUGACGGGCACCACAGAGCUGCUGUCUCUGCUGCUGGAGGCCCAGGCCACGGUGGAUAUCAAGGACAUCAACGGCAUGCGUCCCCUCCACUAUGCCGCAUGGCAGGGUAAAGCCGACUCCGUCUUAUUGUUGCUGAGAGCCGGCGCUUCAGUCAACUCCCCUUCCCUCGAUGGACAGAUACCAUUACAUCUCUCUGCUCAGUACGGACAUUACGAGGUGUCUGAGAUGCUGCUGCAGCACCAGUCUAAUCCCUGCUUCAUGAACAAGGCGAAGAAGACCCCUCUAGAUUUGGCCUGUGAGUUUGGGAGACUGAAGGUGGCUCAGUUGCUGCUGAGCAGUAACAUGGUGGCAGCGCUGUUAGAAGGGGAGGGAGGGCACGACAGCCUGGACUCUCCAUCCACGACCCCCCUCCACCUGGCAGCCAGGAAUGGACACAAGGACAUCAUCAAGUUGCUGCUCAAAGCCGGUAUUGACAUCAACAGAGCCACCAAAGCGGGAACGUCUCUGCAUGAAGCUGCCCUCUAUGGCAAAACGGAAGUAGUGCGGCUGCUGCUUGAGGCGGGCAUCAAUGUGAACAUGCGCAAUACCUACAAUCAGACAGCUCUGGAUAUUGUCAACCAGUUCACCACUUCCACAGCCAGCAGGGAAAUCAAACAGCUGCUCAGAGAGGCAUCAAGUUCUCUCCAGGUCAGGGCGGUGAAGGAUUACUGGAAUCUCCACGACCCCACCGCCCUUAACCUCCGGGCUGGAGACCUCAUUAUGGUCCUGGAGCAGCACUCAGACGGCCGGUGGAAGGGUCACGUCCACGACACUCAGCGGGGCACGGACCGGGUGGGCUUCUUCCCCCCGUCAGUGGUUGAGGUCCUCAGCAGACGAGCAGGGGGCACGCUCUCCCGCCAAGCGUCAAUGCCUUGCCAACGACAGCACUUUGCGUCCAGAGCUCCUUCCUCAAGCCAUGGCCCCACCCCUCAGACUGACGACUCAUACACCCUUGGCUAUGAUCCCUCAGGUGCUCCACCUGGCAGUCAGCUCACAGCCCCAGCUAGUCCUGCUAGCCCCACUCAGGACAUUUGGGUCCUCAGGAGUUCUCCCACUGGUGACAGAAACAGUGUUGGCAGUGCCGGAAGUGUGGGCAGCAGUCGCAGUGCUGGUAGUGGUCAGAGCUCUGAAAGCAGCCAGAAACAGAACGGGAAUCAAAAUCGCCACAACACUGACACUGGCAAGCUGGCUCCCUCUCCUGGUGAUCCAGGGGACCAUCUCCACAUUGCAGGAGCGGACCACAGCAAGCCGGCGGAUGGAUCCACAGGUGGUUCCCGUCGGCAGGUCAAUGGCACUCCUCAGAAAGGCUUCAUUAGGCCAGAACAGCUUCUGGAGGGCAAGGACGCUGAGGCCAUCUACCAGUGGCUGUGUGAGUUCCAGCUGGAGCAGUACACAUCCAACUUCAUCAACGCAGGAUAUGAUGUGCCCACCAUCAGCAGGAUGACCCCUGAGGACCUGACUGCAAUCGGAGUGACCAAACCUGGCCACAGAAAGAAGAUCUCAAUGGAGAUCGGCAAGCUGAGUAUCCCUGAGUGGCUGCCUGAUUACAUUCCUUCGGACCUGGGGGAGUGGCUGAGUGUGAUUGGACUUCCUCAGUACCACAAGAGACUGUGUGACAAUGGCUACGACUCUAUCACUAUUGUCAAAGACAUCACCUGGGAGGACCUGCAGGAGAUAGGCAUCACCAAACUAGGCCAUCAGAAGAAGCUAAUGAUAGCAGUGAAGAGACUUUGUGACCUUCAGCGCUCUCGUAACAAUGCCGACCGAGCUGGAGGUGGGACUCUCAGAAGGAAGCCCCCCGCGGCUUUGGAGCUGGUGGCUAUUGAGCACACACCAACACACAACGUGCACACUCACACUCACUCUGACGUUCCACCCGACAACUGCUGCCCCUCCCCUCGCACGCCCAGGGCCCUCCUCUCCUUCCAGGACAGCGAGCUGAGCGCUGAGCUGCAGAGCGCUAUGAUGGGCAGAGCAGGAGGAGGAGGAGCCGCAGAGGCAUUUGGCAUAAGGGGCGUGACCUCUGCAGCAGCUAUAUCUGCCAUGUCGGUCAGUCAGGAGAGCAUUGGUAUGCGGUCACGUGGCUCAGGGAAUUCUGGGAAUUCUGGACAUUCAAAUUCAGGAUAUUCUCACGAGCCACAAGGCACACCGUCUUCAGCCAGAACAUCCAGCCGGUCUGAGGAGAGUGUGGGGUGUGGAGGAGGGGAGGAGGCCAAGCGUGGAGGAACUAGUCCUGGAGGCAGAAAUAGACAGAGACCCACAGAGAUGUGGGAGCACCAGAGCCGGUCUGCGACUCCCAACAAACUCCCCUUCUCCCCCCUCACACCUCCGCUAACCCCUAGUAAAAUGCCUCGCUUCGCCUACCCAGCGGUCCCACCCAAAGCCAAACACUUCCAGUCUCCUAACCGACUCUAUCAGCCGCAGCACCACCCACCCUCCUCCCCGUCCUCUACAUCUCCACAGCCUUCCCCAACCCAAAAGGCCUUCAGUUACAUCCAGGCUCACGCAGGAGGCAUCAAUGGGGCUCCACGGGUGCUCCCUAAGCCUCUGCCUGGAGCUGUCCCUCUUCUAGGACCCCGUCCUGGACAGGCCCCAGUUGAUGACAGCCAGAGGGGCCUGCACAAGAAGUUCUCCCAAAGCCUGACUCGCUACGCCAUGUCUGAUGGCGAGCCAGAUGAAGACGACGACCUCGCUGUCCCCUGCAGCUCUCUUUCCUCAGCAGUCAUGCCCUCCUAUGCCACCUUGUCGCGCAGGCCGGGACGUGGGCACACCAGCGCCACAGGUGCCCAACGCCACAUCAACCGCAGCCAUUCCUUUGCCGUGCGCUCCCGACGCAAAGGCCCACCCCCGCCGCCACCUAAGAGGAUGAGCUCGGUAAGCGGCAGCCCGACACGACAAGUGGGAAACGGGAAAGUGGUGGAGCCAGAGGUGAAGGGCGGGGUGGAGGUGGAGAGCGCAGGCAGCGUGAGGAGUAUUGCAGCCAGGCUAGAGGGAAGCAGCAGCAGCAGCAGUCCAUCCAGGAGGAUAGAUAUUCCACCGACCCAAAUCCCUGUUUCACCUGUUUUCAGCCCCGUUUCCUCCCCGAUUCUACAUGGAAUUCCUUCUCACAUCAUCCUACAGCACUCCAAACCUGUCCCCGCCUUGGGCCUUGGUGGUUUAAGGAGGACAGGAAGUGAGAGGACAGAAGGAGACACUGACAUACAAAGAAGUGGGGGUACAGGUGGAACGCCUGAAGAGAAAGAGAAAGCAAGAAAAGGUGAAAGAACAUCAAAGAGUUCUGCUCAGUCUCCAAAGCACAGCUCUUGUGACCAUCUGCCUUUUGCUGAGGAGGGCAACCUCACCAUCAAACAGAGACCCAGGAUGGCAGUUGCCACCCAGGCAGAGGCUGAAGUUAAGACUCCUCCAGAGCCCCCAAACAUCCUGGAGCUCCCAGAGUUCAAUCUGAAAGAGUCUGACACAGUGAAGAGACGACACAAACCCAAAGACAAAGAUGCAAGCUUACCUGAGGAGGCUUCUACACCCAGCAGAGACGACAGCCACCCGCAAACCACAAACCACAAUGGAAACACACACGACGAUGCCAAGACACCGAGCAACGAGGAACCUCAGAGAAAUGUUUUCCAGAGAGUAGGCUCCAUGGGAAAAGGCCCGAAGCCUCUGGUGUCCUCAAAACCAUCCAGUCCUCUCAAACAACCCUUAUACAACAGCAGACCAACAACCCCACAGAAGACGCCUCCUCCAGUACAAGCCAGUGCACAAACAGCCAUUCCUAAACUAACCAGUGUACAGAUUCACACAGUUUCACCGAAGCUGGGCGGCAGCAUACACACACAGACGUGUGCACCCAGUCCGAAACCUGUGAAACACCCACAGACAUUGAUGCCCAAGCCCGAGAGUCCACAGAAAGCUGCUGGUGUGUCAGCAUCAAGACUCCCUCAGCUCAGCUCGCCAUCAGCAGCAGGACUGAAUGUCCAGAGUGUCGCGUUCGCUGCUCCAUCCUCUCCAGUGCAGUCAGCACUGUCGGGCCAGGCAGGGAAAGCAGGAACUCCCCAGGCGGGUGUGGCUGGUCUGGAGGUGUUGGCUCAGAAAAGGCUGGAGCAAACCAGUACGUCACUGGAGGCUGCUCUCAAAGUGGUGGAGAACAAACUGGCACAGGGGGGCAGCGUGGACGGCGGCAGCAGCACCGUGAAGGCUGCAGGAAAUAUCCUGGAUGACAUCAGCAACAUGUUCGAUGAUCUGGCUGACCAGCUGGACGCCAUGUUGGAGUGACUUCUCAGCGUCUGUUCUGAAGGGCGCGGAAAGAAAUGAAAACUGAGACUCAGACACCAGCGAGCAGGUGCUCACCCUCUGACGCUGGUAAGAAGAAAGACUCAGAUAAGCUCAGAACGUCCACAGGAGUCCGGAUGAAUCAUUGAGGAUUUCCUGAAAACGUUUCCUCAAUAUUUUCCAGUUUUUCCUCAACACGAGCACUUCAGCAAAAACAAAAAGCACCUGCAAGACCAGCUACCAGAUGUGUCUGUGUAUGUGUGUCUUCAGGACUUUAUAACUAAAGGGAAUGAGGGUCCAUUUUAUUCCUGUUACCUGUAAAUGUGUAGAAAAGUCUAUGGUGGCACUGUGUGUGUGUGUAGUCAGAUAUAUUUGUACUGAAUAUAUUUAUACUUCUAUAUGUGUGUUUUUUAACAAAUGGAGUUCCUAUUGACUGAUCCACAGUUUGAAUCCUUCUGGUGUAUAUUAGCAUCACUGUGUUCCAUUGCUGCUUAUUGUCUAUAACAUGGGGAAAUAUUGUUUAUUGUAUUAAAAGCAGAAUAUAUUCAUAUGUAUGUAUGAGAUUUGAUCUGACAUGUUUUUCACCAAAGUCUUUUAUCCUGUUCAGCAGGUUUCGGUCAGUACCAAGUCAGGAACCAUCCGUUCUUUAAAGCGCUGUUAAUGUGAGUGGAAACACACGUUUCUCAGUUCUGGUAUGUCUGUGGAGCUCAGCCCACCUCCCACGAACAGAUUGCAAGGUCUCACAGCUCGCCUCAGGGUGCUAUGAAGUGAAUUUACUGUAGUAAACGCACUGUACCGUGCUGUGUCCAAAGAAAGGGACGUGCAUUUAAAGCUUUCAGCAGUGACCUCUUACACAGCAUUUCAAGUAAGGUCAACUUCUGUGAAAGAGCAUGUUAAUUAUAUUUUGUAACAGAUGCUACAUCGAUCUCCGUGGUUUGCAGAUUUGACAGUGCAAAGCAUGAUGGGGUCUGUAGUCUGCCACCAGAAUAGUUAGUCAGUAUAUAUAUGGAUACAUUUGAGAAAAGCUGUUAUGAAGUGGUGAAAUUCAGAUUGCAUUAAUAUUACACUUCCCAACUGAUAUUUUUAGUUCCCUGUUUAAAGUUGAAUUGCAAAGUGUAUUUUUAAAAGGCUUUCGCCAAAUGAAACAGUUUGUGUCUGGAUGAGAUAAUUAAAACAUCAUUUAGAGGCAGAACAGAGAGAUUAGAAUUAAUAAUUGCCAAGCAUAAUAAUAUUUCUAUUUUGAAUUUUAUAAUACUGCAUUUAAAUUAUUUUGGCACUCUCCUCUAGACCCCAUUAAGGAUCACUAAGCAGUAACUGCUCUGCUCAGUCUGGAUCUGUUGUAUAUGACUGACAUUGAAUCCAGAGAUAAGUUGAACUUGUUUCAUUAGACCUACUAUAUGAGCCACUGUUACCUGACUGUUCCUCUGCAACUUUAUUUUACUAUUUCACUUUCAUUUACUGAUCCUUCUCAUCUUUAUGCACCUUACAGACAAAAAGAUGUUUUUAUUGUUAAUUCACCUGACUCCACUAUCAGUCGCUGGCUUAAUGCCAUUAUGCUGAUUGUGUGGUUGAAUGCUUGUUUGUGAGCAUCCUCUUUCAGUAAGGCCAGUAAAGAAAACCAUUAUCUAUAGUCACCUUUAAUCCUUUAUUCUUUUUUUUUUUUAAACAGCACUCAUUAAUUCCUUCCCAAACUUCCACUGGGAGAAGAUUUGGGCGUACUGUAACAUGAUCAGGGAGUUGGCAUGUUUUUAAGUUGCAAAGCAAUUUGACAUCAGUACUUAAAUGUUUCUCUGUUCAGGUUUGAUGUUACGUUUAUUCAUAUUUCCACUGAAUUCUGUAUCAUUAAAAUGAGAAUUUGU